AAUGCUAACAAGGGUAUUAGCCAGAUAGAUGCGUGCAGGUAUUUAGAAAUUUUAAUAUCUUCAUAGCAUUCUCUGCUGCUAAAAAAUAAGCAGAGACUACAGCUACAACAACCACAACCACAAAAGCUACUACUAAAACAACCACAGGUCAAAUUGCUUAAGUUAUUGGUGCUGUCGUUGAUGUUUAAUUUGAUGGACCACUUCCUCCUAUCUUGAAUGCUUUGUAAGUGUAAGGCACUAGUCACAAAUUAAUUUUGGAGGUAGCACAACACUUAGGUGAUAGCAGAGUCAGAACAAUUGCUAUGGAUUCUACAGAAGGUCUCAUUCGUGGAUAACCAGUAUCAGAUUUAGGAGGUCCCAUCACAAUUCCAGUUGGUCCUGAAACUUUAGGACGUAUUAUGAAUGUUAUUGGUGAUCCAAUUGAUGAAAGAGGUCCAAUUGAAACAAAAAUAAGAUAUCCUAUUCAUAGAGAAGCUCCAAGUUUUGUUGAUUAAGGUAGUGGUGCUGAAAUCUUGAUCACUGGUAUCAAGGUGGUAGAUUUAUUGGCUCCAUAUGCUAGAGGAGGUAAGAUUGGAUUGUUCGGUGGUGCAGGAGUAGGAAAGACAGUGCUUAUUCAAGAAUUAAUUAAUAAUGUAGCUAAGGCCCAUGGUGGUUAUUCAGUAUUUGCAGGAGUAGGAGAGAGAACAAGAGAAGGAAAUGAUUUAUAUCAUGAAAUGGUUGCUUCUGGUGUUAUCAAUUUAAGUGGUGGAUCAAGAUGUGCUUUAAUUUAUGGAUAAAUGAAUGAACCCCCCGGUGCUAGAGCUAGAGUUGGUUUGACUGGUUUAACAGUUGCUGAAUAUUUCAGAGAUGAGGAAGGAAAAGAUGUGUUACUCUUUAUUGACAACAUUUUCAGAUUCACAUAAGCAUGUUCAGAAGUGUCAGCCUUAUUGGGACGUAUUCCAUCAGCUGUCGGUUAUUAACCAACAUUGGCAACAGAUUUAGGUUAAUUGUAAGAACGUAUCACAACAACAAAGAAGGGAUCAAUUACAUCAGUUUAAGCUAUUUAUGUACCUGCAGAUGAUCUUACAGAUCCAGCACCUGCCACAACAUUUGCUCACUUGGAUGCUACUACUGUGUUAUCAAGAGCAUUAACUGAAUUAGGUAUUUAUCCAGCUGUUGAUCCAUUGGAUUCUUCAUCACGUAUGAUGGACCCAAAUAUUGUUGGUGAAAAGUAAUUUAUCUUAUUUAAAUUAUAAUAGACAUUAUACAGUUACAAGAGGAGUUUAAAAAUUAUUGUAAGAUUAUAAAUCACUCCAAGAUAUUAUUGCUAUUUUGGGUAUGGAUGAAUUGUCUGAAGAUGAUAAACUUACUGUUUCUAGAGCUAGAAAAGUCUAAAGAUUCCUUUCAUAACCAUUCUUCAUGAGUGAAGUCUUCUCAGGAAGAAAGGGUAAAUUUGUAUCACUUUCUGACACCAUUGCUGGAUUCAGAGGUAUAAUUAAAUAAUAAUUGUAGCUUUACUUGAUGGUGAAGGUGAUGAAUACCCAGAAAAUGCAUUCUAUAUGUAGGGAACAUUUGAAGAUGUCAUUGAAGAAGCCAAAAGAGUUGCAGCUGAAACAACCAAAUGAA
Messenger RNA from Paramecium pentaurelia, 1605 nucleotides. Lineage: Eukaryota; Ciliophora; Oligohymenophorea; Peniculida; Parameciidae. The record is from the annotation of a GenBank genome assembly.